This is a messenger RNA of Penicillium vulpinum, 1530 nucleotides long. Its product is annotated as OSTA/TMEM184 family protein. The record is from RefSeq and is a predicted model, not a curated record. Lineage: Eukaryota; Fungi; Ascomycota; Eurotiomycetes; Eurotiales; Aspergillaceae. The coding region runs from base 1 to 1530 and encodes 509 amino acids. The transcript has 6 exons. Gene Ontology annotation, biological process: transport. Gene Ontology annotation, molecular function: transporter activity.
AUGGGCUGGCCAGUGUGCAAUACUACAGAGAGUGAAAAGAUUGAGGAGGUCGCACUCUGGGAUGGCGGUAUUACAUUUCAUACUCUCGCGCUCCUGGUGGGCGGUGCAUGCGCUAUUGUCGCCUGUGUUGUAUCUUUAGUCCUGAUUAUGCUACAUGCCACACAUUACAGCAAGCCGAUUGAACAGCGACAUAUUAUCCGCAUCCUAUUCAUGGUCCCCGUCUAUUCCCUCGUCGCAUGGCUCAGCAUAUUCUUCUACCGUGAUUCCGUCUACUUUGAGGUCAUCGGCGACUGCUACGAAGCAUUCUGUAUCUCCGCCUUCUUCUCGCUCAUGUGCCACUACAUUGCCCCAGAUCUACACAGCCAGAAGGAUUAUUUCCGUGGAAUCCAGCCAAAGGCAUGGCUCUGGCCGUUGAGUUGGCUUCAAAAAUGCUGUGGUGGUGAACGAAUCUGGCGGACCCCGCGCAGUGGAUUGACAUGGUUUAAUGUUGUCUGGGUCGGCGUUUUUCAAUACUGUGUUAUGCGCGUUCUUAUGACUAUCGUUGCGGUUGUCGCGCAGGCUUUCGGGGUGUACUGCGAGGCGUCGCUGAGUCCCGCAUUUGCACAUAUCUGGACCAUCGUUAUUGAAUCGGUCUCCGUCACUAUCGCCAUGUACUGUUUGAUUCAGUUCUAUCACCAGACCAGCCAAGACAUAAAACAAUAUCAGCCAUUUUUGAAGAUCCUGUCGAUUAAGCUCGUCAUUUUCCUGUCAUUCUGGCAGUCGACACUCAUCAGCCUUCUAGUCUCUGAAGGUGCUAUCUCAGCGACUGAUAAAAUCGCCAUGAACGAUCUCAAAGUUGGGCUCCCGGAGCUAAUGAUCAACUGUGAGAUGGCUAUAUUUGCUAUACUCCAUCUCUGGGCAUUCUCAUGGAAGUCCUACUCCCUCUCCAAUCAGAGUGAAAUAACUGAUUUCUACGGGAACGGCAAGUCUGUAUAUCACGGUGGACGCUAUGGCAUAAGGGCCUUGAUAGAUGCCAUGAAUCCAUUGGACCUCCUCAAAGCCAUUGGUCGAAGUGCCCGCUGGCUGUUCGUCGGCCGCAAAAACCGUCUACUAGACCCUAGUUAUCAGCCACAAGACGAGUCACUAGGCCUCCAGCCACCCCAAGAGGGCAGCGAACUCACUCAACAUGGAACAGUUUACCAUGGCGCCGGAGCAGCCAUGCACGCAGGCCGAACGGGCCGCUAUGGCGACACGCCCUACGAAGAGGGCGAUGUGCUUCUCGCUCACGCACAACCCAAUCCCGAGAUCGCGCCUACGGGCACUUCGCCGUAUGUGUCAGAGUUGGAUGACCAUGUCCAAAACUCGUCAACUGGCUUUUACGGGCGAAGCUCGCCACCUUAUGAAGAUCCUUCACUUCGCAGGCAUGAAAACCUGCACUCGGAACCGCUGGUCCAGCCCUACCCAUCCAACGGUCCUCUUCGUGAGCAAGUCCCUAUGCCCAUGCCGGACCCUUACCACCCUCCUCCCCCGUACCCUGACAACCAUCAUUGA